Cephus cinctus (wheat stem sawfly) is the source of this 2858-nucleotide messenger RNA. RefSeq names its product tubulin beta chain. Gene Ontology annotation, molecular function: structural constituent of cytoskeleton; GTP binding; GTPase activity. Bases 1366 to 2709 code for a protein of 447 amino acids. The record is from RefSeq and is a predicted model, not a curated record. Gene Ontology annotation, cellular component: microtubule; cytoplasm. The transcript is spliced from 2 exons. Gene Ontology annotation, biological process: mitotic cell cycle; microtubule cytoskeleton organization. Lineage: Eukaryota; Metazoa; Arthropoda; Insecta; Hymenoptera; Cephidae.
AAUUUCCAAAAUAAGCACCGAUUGCAUUAGCACCGCUAGAAGAUACAACUGCAGGUCACCUUAUGCAUAAUGCAAUUCCGUAUAUGAGAAGCGGAGGUGUGUCUCUUGCGUGAACUUAUGCAAUUCCAUGAGAAAUCAUGAGUCACUAAAAAUAAACCAGUCGAGUCAGCCUGCAUAUAAACGACUCAUAGUUACUACUGAACUAUCUAUAGAUAUACGUUCAAUAAAGAAAAAGCAAAGUAGUCGCGAUCGCGUUUUUAUAUUGAGACCGGAUAUAAACUUAAAAAAAAGAUACCUCAUAACGGUAUUUAAUCUCACGUAUCAUAGAUUCUUAUUAAAUAUUUCUUAUUUAACUAGCUCAUCCUUUAUUAUCGUCCCACGCGCAAUAUGUGAAACGUAUUCUCGUAUUGUGACAAUAGUUUCAUGCUCGUACGCGAAACUACGACAAAAAGCAAGGCUGAGUCCUUGCUUGAAAUUCCAAUGAAAGAAAUUCUAUUACAUAAGCAAAAGACUACAAUUUCAACGGACCUUGCGUAUCCGGUUUUUGGGAUUUUUAUAAAAUUUUCGUAAUUCCAAUAACCGCCAAAAAGAGUUACCCAUGAUUGAUAUACAAUAAAAAAAUUCUGCCGUUCAAAAUAAAUUUUUUUGUAUGAACUCAAAAAGAAAACAAUCCACGAGAAACCGAAUCAAGCGAAACCGUUCUUAGAUAGCUUAGCCCUGUUACAAGAAAGUAAAAUAAAUAAAAAAAGAAGGAAACAAUUGUCUUUUUUACGGUUCGCUUACUUUAUUAGAAAUUCUAACAAAAAAUAUAUACGUAUAAUGAACGCUCGAACUAUCGGACUAUAUUCCAACUGGUUUAUUUUUAUUCCUCCAUUUUGUCGUAUCACUCGCGUGUACAUAUAUUGUUCUGUUUCAUUCCGAGUUAUUCCAGAAACGACGUGAAGUCAAUUUACACGCGUAAAACGUACCUUAACCUAGUUUAAUUUUUGCAACCAUGUUGGAGUCGUAAUGCGUCAAGUAAUGCGUAACAUCGUACCGUUAACAAUGAAUUACUAUUUUUACAUAUGUAUAUACACAUAGGUAUACCUAUAUUUAUCAAUAGCACAGUAUACACUUAUUUAACGUUACGCUCUACAGCCUUCUCAUAACAAUUUUCCAUGACCUUCUCUUUUACAGCACACUUAAUGACAGUUGUCAUGGUUGCGAAUAAAAUCUGACACCUUGUUGACAGUCGAUUGGCUAAUGUUCUUUUUCCGUGAUAGCCAGAACAGCCAGGACGCUUAGUAUUAAUGGUAAUUAAUAAUUAAGUUAAUCGAAAAGCAAUCAAUUCGUCAUACGUGAAAAGGAAGAAAGAGAAGACAAAAAAUGAGGGAAAUUGUUCAUCUUCAAGCCGGUCAAUGUGGUAAUCAAAUUGGUGCUAAGUUCUGGGAGGUUAUCUCCGACGAGCACGGCAUCGACCCCACCGGAACUUAUCAUGGCGAUUCGGAUCUUCAACUCGAACGUAUUAACGUUUAUUAUAAUGAAGCAACCGGUGGAAAAUACGUGCCGAGGGCAGUCCUCGUGGACCUAGAGCCAGGUACAAUGGACGCCGUGAGAUCAGGACCUUUCGGUCAAAUAUUCCGUCCGGACAAUUUCGUCUUCGGCCAGAGCGGCGCCGGUAACAACUGGGCCAAGGGACAUUAUACCGAGGGUGCAGAAUUGGUAGAUUCGGUCCUGGACGUGGUGCGAAAAGAAGCCGAGAGUUGCGACUGUCUUCAGGGUUUUCAGUUGACUCACUCGCUAGGUGGCGGCACUGGCGCAGGAAUGGGUACACUAUUGAUAUCAAAAAUACGCGAAGAAUAUCCCGAUCGUAUUAUGAUGACGUUCAGUGUAGUGCCGUCGCCAAAAGUAUCCGACACAGUUGUCGAGCCUUACAACUGUACACUCUCGGUUCAUCAGCUGGUCGAAAAUACCGACGAAUCUUAUUGCAUCGACAACGAAGCUCUUUACGACAUCUGUUUUCGUACAUUGAAACUAACUACGCCAACUUACGGCGACUUGAAUCACUUGGUGUCAGCAACUCUGAGCGGCGUCACUACUUGUCUCAGAUUUCCCGGCCAACUGAAUGCCGACUUAAGAAAAUUGGCUGUGAACAUGGUGCCAUUUCCCAGACUGCAUUUCUUCAUACCUGGCUUCGCGCCGUUGACCUCACGCGGCAGUCAACAGUACAGAGCGUUAACCGUACCGGAACUGACGCAACAGAUGUUCGACGCUAAAAACAUGAUGGCCGCCUGCGAUCCAAGACACGGAAGAUAUUUGACAGUUGCUGCCGUUUUUCGUGGAAGAAUGUCCAUGAAGGAGGUUGACGAGCAGAUGUUGAAUAUACAGAACAAAAAUAGCAAUUACUUCGUCGAGUGGAUACCCAGCAACGUUAAAACAGCUGUUUGUGAUAUUCCACCCAGAGGACUCAAAAUGUCCGCCACUUUUAUCGGCAACUCCACAGCCAUUCAGGAACUCUUUAAAAGGGUUUCCGAACAGUUUACCGCCAUGUUUAGGCGCAAGGCUUUUCUUCAUUGGUACACUGGAGAGGGAAUGGACGAGAUGGAGUUUACGGAAGCUGAGAGUAACAUGAAUGAUCUUGUAUCGGAGUAUCAACAGUAUCAGGAAGCCAGGGCCGAGGAAGACGGUGAAUUCGACGAGGAGGAAGAAGGCGAGGGGGAGGAUAAAUGAAUUUAAUUAAAUAAUCAUAAUACAUUGAACUAUCAAGAAUUAUGAGUAUCAGUACCUGUAAUGUUUACGCAAAUUCAUUUAUGCAGUUUAUGUAUGUUGUUUGCCUUUUUUUUGACGUUUUCAAGUAAAGUUAACGUUUUAUUGUGUAA